This is a messenger RNA of Limulus polyphemus (Atlantic horseshoe crab), 4829 nucleotides long. Its product is annotated as paired box protein Pax-5-like. NCBI's taxonomy places the organism in Eukaryota, Metazoa, Arthropoda, Merostomata, Xiphosura, Limulidae. Gene Ontology annotation, molecular function: DNA-binding transcription factor activity, RNA polymerase II-specific; RNA polymerase II cis-regulatory region sequence-specific DNA binding. The record is from RefSeq and is a predicted model, not a curated record. The transcript is spliced from 10 exons. Gene Ontology annotation, biological process: anatomical structure development; regulation of transcription by RNA polymerase II. The coding region runs from base 207 to 1805 and encodes 532 amino acids.
UCCAGUGUAGCACGGUCAGAUCUGCGCCAUUGUAGAAAAAAACUCCUCGGCAAUGGACCUUUCAACUACUGCCUAUCGGUGUAAUGGCAGUUUCUGUGAAAUGAUAUUAUUGUGAUACUUGCUGUCCCGGAUCCACCCAUUCCCCUCAUCUAUGUCCAGUGUCGCACGGUCAGAUCUGCGCAAUUGUAGAAAAAAACUCCUCGGCAAUGGACCUUUCAACUACUGCCUAUCGGUGUAAUGGCAGCUUAAUGGAGAACUAUUCAUGUAAAAGCCAUGGAGGGGUUAACCAAUUAGGCGGUAUGUUCGUGAAUGGACGCCCUCUACCGGACAUUGUGAGACAAAGGAUUGUCGAAAUGGCCCAACAGGGUGUCCGACCUUGUGAUAUUAGCCGACAGUUAAGAGUGUCGCAUGGUUGUGUUUCUAAGAUCCUGGGAAGGUUUUAUGAAACCGGAUCCAUUAAACCUGGCGUCAUCGGAGGUAGUAAACCGAAAGUGGCGACUACCUACGUGGUAGAAGCUAUUACUAACUAUAAGAUGAAAAAUCCUACUAUGUUUGCCUGGGAGAUCCGAGACAGGCUCCUGACUGAUAAGAUCUGUAACCAAGACAAUAUCCCUAGCGUGAGCUCUAUCAACAGGAUUGUGCGUAACAAAGUUACGGAAAAAAUAAUAAGCUCAUCCAGCCAGAGUCCGUCCAACGCAUCUUCGGUAAUCACCCAGUCCGCCACUGUUUCACCGGAACAGACACCGUCCUACUCCAUUAAUGGCAUUCUGGGUAUAGCAAGUCCAGAUUCCAGCGGGAAUCUUGGCAAAAGAAAACGUGGCGAAAUUCCAGUAGAUGACAUUGAUCACACGAUUCAAGAAGAAGAUUACAAACGACAACGAACCCAGUACUGUGGAAAUCAAUUCUACACCAGUGUAUCCAGAAGUGUGUUACAGGAGACUCCUGCUCUAUUUCACCAAAUGGAACCAAAGUUUGGGAAACAGGCUGGUAUAAAAAACAUUGUGCCAGACUUGUCUACAGGCAUCCCCAACAGUUCUCCUUAUUCGCUGCAACAGUUCUCAUCUUCUCCUGUGAUUUCAGAAAGUGAUCACGCUAAGCCUGAAGGCCUUUAUCCGUAUGAAGGCGUGUUGAAUUCUCUAAGUUACCACCAGUCAACAGCGGUUUAUUCCCCAUCGCUAGGAAGCGGCUCCUUGACCCCCCUGACUCCGAUCGGUAUGCAGGAGGUGAAGUCCAUGUCAGGUAGUCAUGGUUACACCUUAGAUAACGGUGUUUCCCCUUUAUCUCGUCAACAAGCAUGCCACGUAACGAUGGCGUGUUGUGAUGCCAUACCCUCGCAUGUUCUCCCAUUAGGCGGAAGCAAUGUAGAAAAUAGUCCAUCUCCAGUAAAAGCGGACACUCCUACUUCUUCGUCUUUCACCGUGCUUCAACCUCUUCAAAAUUCAACAUUUAGUCCAUCUCAUGUAAAAGCGGACACUCCUACUUCUUCGUCUUUCACCGUGCUUCAACCUCUUCAAAAUUCAGCAUUUAAUACGAACAGUCCAUACGAUUUCUUUGACUGUUAUGGACAAUACCCAGUAGUGGCAGGAGCUGUCGGACCUACAGGUGUCGCUGCUGUUCCCGCUACUGACUACUCUUACACCCAGUUCAGUUCAGCUGCUUCGUACGGUGUUUAUGGCUACAGUAGUAACAGCAUUAUAAAUCCGUCCUACUAUUAUACUCAUGGAACUCGAGCUUCACCUGUAAACGCAUUAGGACAUGGUGGGCUACCAAUCAGCCCCAACAGUUUCAAAGCCGAGAGAUGCUAGCUCUUCUGAAGUCGAUUUUCUAUUGGAUAAACUGGCUGAAGCAGAUUAUUUCCUAUUGGAUAACCUGGCUGAAACAGGUUUCCUAUUGGUUCAAUGAGCUGAAACAGAUUUUCUGUUAGAUAUCAGGCUGAAACAAAUUUUGUAUUGGAUAAAUCGACUGAAACAGAUUUUCUGUUGGAUAAAUCGAUUGAAACAGAUUUUCUAUUGUAUAAACUGGCUGGAACAGAAUUUCUAUUGGAUAAAUCGGCUGAGGUAAGUCGUAACUGCUCAAUUCUCCGCAAGAGAUGAGGAAAUGUUCAAUAGCGCCAUCUACCUCUAAAGGCUAAGUGAUCUUUUAAUAAAGAUACUAAUGAUAAAGAGAAGGAGAAGAAACUAACUUUGAAGAUUGAUUGUAACAUCGACAAAGUUCCUGCUAUACAUUUUCUUCAAAAGAAAAGUUCGAGCUGUAAAAUGAGCUUGGUAAAAAAAAAUACAAAAACUAGUUGAAAAGACAUUUCUCUUUGUUUGAACUAGAGUAUAUAUUGUUUGUUAUGUCAUGUUUUUAGACAAAUCAUUUCCUACACCUAUCAUAACCUCCUUUCCUGAACACUGUAAUCAAUUUGUUUAUGUGAUGAAAGACAUUAUUGUUAUUUUUCUAGGAAAACGCCAAGAGGUGUAGUUUAAUUACAGAGAUUAGUGUACACAGUACAACAUGAAUAUCAAAAGUAAGAUUUCGUAUACGAAGGGCUGGGCCACUGUAUUUAAGGUGUGGGAUCAGAAUUCUUUUAGAACGAUACGGUAAUGUUUAUCUUCUCGACGUUUCGCUUUAGAAGGGAACAGAAACAAGAUGUCAUAGUCACAUUACUUAUAGUCAUAUUUGUAUUUUUGUUGUGUAUAAAUUAAUGAUUUCCUAAAGUAUUGCUCAGUGAGGCUCAUUGUCAAGGUUUUAUAGGUUCACGAUCCUUUUUAUUAAAACAGUUUCAAGUCGCGAUCCUUUCUGUUAAAACCGUUUCUAUUCACGAUCCUUUCUAUUAAAGUAGUUUUUAUUAACGAUCCUUUUUAUUAAAACAGUUUCAAGUCGCGAUCCUUUCUGUUAAAACCGUUUCUAUUCACGAUCCUUUCUAUUAAAGUAGUUUUUAUUAACGAUCCUUUUUAUUAAAACAGUUUCAGUUCACGAUCCUUUCUGUUAAAACCGUUUCUAUUCACGAUCCUUUCUAUUAAAGUAGUUUUUAUUAACGAUCCUUUUUAUUAAAACAGUUUCAAGUCGCGAUCCUUUCUAUUAAAGCAGUUUCAAUUCACGAUCCAUGAAACAUGAACUAAUGUACACUUCCUUAUGUGUUUAAUUUUUCCCUGAAUCUCAUCAUAACACAAUUCAACAUCAGUUUUUACCAGCGUAAACAAACUUAAAGUAUUUUGAAGAUACUUAAAUGUGAAAAAGAACCUGUAAUAGUCGCAUUUGCUGAGCUAGCCUAGCCGUACCGGCUGUUUUAAUAUUAAUUAAGCACUUUAAAGAACCUGUAAGAGUCACACUUACUGGACUGGCCUAGCUGUACCGGCUGUUUUAGUAUUAGUUAAGCUCUUUAAUAACCUACAAGAGUCACACUUACUGGACUAGCCUAGCUGUACCGGUUGUUUUAGUAUUAAUUAAGCAAUUUAAAGAACCUGUAAGAGUCACACUUACUGGACUAGCCUAGCUGUACCGGCUGUUUUAGUAUUAGUUAAGCACUUUAAAGAACCUACAAGAGUCACACUUACUGGACUAGCCUAGCUGUACCGGCUGUUUUAGUAUUCAUUAAGCAUUUUGUUGUUGCAAUGGCAGAGUUGUUCUCGGACUUUCUAGGAUGGUAAAAUAUGGUUCUUGUUUUUUUAUCUAUCAUGAUGGGUUUGAUUUAUAGUGGGGGGGGGGGGUAAGGGGGUUGGUGAAUUAUGUUUCAGUUACUUUACAGUGAUCAGUGGUUACGACGCCAUAAUGCUGUAGUGAACGUUGUAUACUUAACAAUCGCGAUAUCCUGUUCAAAACAAUAACUAUUUAGUCCUCGUAUUUCACGAUUAUAAACUAAUUUGUAGAAAAUUUGUUAUACAGUAAAGUGUUAGGCCUCGUACUUCAGAAUCUUAAACUAAUGUGUAUAUAAUUCAAGACACAGUGAAGAGUUAGGCCUCGUACUUCAGGAUCUCAAACUAAUUUGUAGAAAAUUCAAGAUACAGUAAAGUGUUAGGCCUAGUACUUCAGGAUCUUAAACUAAUUUGUAUAUAAUUCAAGAUACAGUGAAGAGUUAGGCCUCGUACUUCAAGAUCUCAAACCAAUUUGUAGAAAAUUCAAGAUACAGUAAAAUGUUAGGCCUCGUACUUCUGGAGCUUAAAAUUCGUGUCUAGAAAAUUUGUUAUACAGUGAAGAGUUAGGCCUCGUACUUCAGAUCUUAAAAUUCGUGUGUAGAAAAUUCAAAAUACAGUAAAGUGUUAGGCCUCGUACUUCGGAUCUUAAAAUUCGUGUUUAGAAAAUUAAUGAUGUAGAAAAUAAGAAUAAGCAGGUUUAUAUCAUUGCUAUUAAUACUGAGGUGAUACUCUGAAAUUGUAGGUUUAAUACUGCACAUAAUUUAAAGAUUUUUAUAUAUAUAUAUAUGACGAAUAUUGUGUGAUUAUUUUUUCUUACGAAAUAAGAUGAUAGUUCAAAAUAUACUGUUCCUUCUUGUUCUACUUAAUUUAUUAGAAUCACAUGUUCUGUUUGGUUCGACUUUUUGCACGAAGAGAUUAACUGCUCUCAAUCAUUCAAUGACUUUUUUAUUUCUUCAUUAUUUUGUUCCAGAACAGAUUUUAAUUCAGCUUUAGUCUACAGGAACUACUUAGAUAAUAACAUCUGAUUUUUUGUUUACAUGUUUCGUCCUUAUUAUGAGUGUUUCUGUAAACAGAUUCUCACUUGAGUUUUUGUGUUUAUAUAUUUUUGAUGAAAAUGUUUCGUCUACCAUUGGGACUUUAUGGUUCUUCAAAAACCAAACUUUACUGGUAACGUGAAAAAUAUGAGAAAUAAAUUUUUGAUUUUAAACGAAA